Messenger RNA from Peronospora matthiolae, 321 nucleotides. NCBI's taxonomy places the organism in Eukaryota, Oomycota, Peronosporomycetes, Peronosporales, Peronosporaceae. The record is from the annotation of a GenBank genome assembly.
AUGGCGGGCGACUUUAACUGCGUCCAGUGCCCUCUCCUCGAUCGGUACGGCAGUUACCGAUCGCACCGAUCGGAAAGCCCUGCCCUGGACGCGGCAGUUGCGACACUGGGCUUGGCGGAUGCGAGAGAUCUUCGGGAUCAUGCGGAUGACGAGGGCACUGGCGAUCCUACUGAUCAUUUCACUUACUGGAAUGGGGACCGUGCCAGUCGCAUCGAUCGUUUCUAUGUGCCUGAGGGGUGGGUAGGUCGCGUGCUGUGGAUUGGAAGCGCGGGUGCCAUCCAAUCAGUCGGACCAUCAGGAGGUUGUGCUACACCUACGUGA